This is a messenger RNA of Diatraea saccharalis (sugarcane borer), 1135 nucleotides long. Lineage: Eukaryota; Metazoa; Arthropoda; Insecta; Lepidoptera; Crambidae. The record is from the annotation of a GenBank genome assembly.
ACUAAGAGAUAGCUUUUGCCUUAAGAAACACAAUACGGAAAAUGAGGUGAGUGUAAGCAAAAUAGUUAUGUCAACAAUGAGCAUGUCUCACAUCUGUGUAUUAUUAAUUAAAGUUUAUUUUCAGAUAACAGUUACCGGUGCGAUGUUUAAGCAACAGCUGUCGCCGCGAAGUGUCCACCCUUAUCAGACUACGGUGGUACCUCGUAGCGAUCAGCAAUUCUCGUCAGCAUCACAUCAAAGGGCUAAGUACCCCUGGGCCGAAGACGUUAACACACCAAUGUAUCAAGUAGCAGGCACAGACAGUUCUACAUCCGAUACAGCUUAUCAAGUGCCACAUUUUUAUAAUGGAUCAUUGAGAGAGUAUACUCAACCAUCAUUUGUCUAUCAAACACCCUAUGGCACAGGGACUUGGCGCAAUUAUAGAAAUAGUGAAAAAUUUUCUCAAAACAGCAACUCUGAGGCAUACACAUUUCCACAGUGUGCAUCUGCAUUUUCACUUCCAAUAUGUGAGGAACAACAAAAUGCAAGUCGGUCACCUAUCCCACCUGUGCCCUCCAUCAGUCCAGAAGUUCCUGUAAUUGGAGCAUGUGGGGGACAUUGUCCAGGAUUUGAAUAUGUGUGCUAUUAUAUUUUACAGGUGAUAUUUGUUGUAGGUAUAUUGACUGGAAUCUCAUUGUGUAUUGCGGGUUUUGUCUUGAGACGUACAAACCGUAAUGGUGAUCUUGGUGUGUUAGUUUACAUAGGUUGUUUAUCAUCUUGUGUAUGUGGUGUGCUUCUUGGCGUGCAAUGCUGUGUUCAUAGAGAGAUAAGACAACGCAAGUUGAGAGCUAAUAUGCACAUACCGAUGCAACCCAUACAGGACACACCAGCCACAGCUUGCCCUCUGUUGACAGCCACAUUACCUCAUACUCAAAUCUACAGACCUACUGUUGACAUUUGUGCAGAAGAUGAGACUGGCGUACCCUGGUGGCGGCGUUCAAACAGAGACUGACUACUUAUAAGUAUUUUAAUAUUAAAAAGGUGUACAGAAAUAAUGUUUAAGAAUGAAAUUUAUACUAUGAUCUUGUAAUUUUAUAACUUUGUAUAUUUCUCGAUAUUAAAUCCUCUUUGUCAACGUGUACUUUCAAUAAGGUUG